AUGUCGAAGGUCAUAAGAAGCGUUAAAAAUGUCACGAAAGGAUACUCCAGCGUCCAGGUCAAGGUCCGGAACGCGACCAGCAAUGAUCCAUGGGGACCUACGGGAACGGAAAUGAGCGAAAUCGCUCAGAUGACAUUUAAUUCAUCGAACGAAUUCUAUGAGAUAAUGGAUAUGUUGGACAAGCGACUGAACGAUAAAGGAAAGAACUGGAGACACGUAUUGAAGGCGCUUAAGGUCCUGGAUUACUGCCUCCACGAGGGUUCGGAACUAGUUGUGACAUGGGCGCAUAAGAAUUUCUUCAUCAUCAAGACAUUGAGGGAAUUUCAGUACAUCGAUGAGAGUGAUCGAGACGUUGGACAGAAUGUUCGGGUUUCCGCAAAGGAAUUAACUGCGUUGAUUCUAGAUGAGGAAAGGCUACGAGCAGAACGUAGUGACCGCAAGACAUGGAAAUCGAGAGUCACUGGCAUAGAAGAAUUCGGCCCAACUCAUGAGCAACCUCAGCGCCGCAACACAAAACCUCACCGUGCACAGCGAGCGAACGAGGAAGAUGCCGAGUAUAAAUUAGCGAUUGAGGCUAGCAAGUACCAGGAGGAAGAAGACCGAAAGAAGCGUCAAAGUCGGAAUGGGGAGCCAGAGGACGAUGACCUCGCAAAAGCCAUCAAGCUAAGUAAGGAAGAGGAAGAGCUUCGAAGAAGGGAAUUAGAAGAGCAGAAUGCCCACUCUCUGUUCGAUGACGACCCUAUCCAAACUGUGCAACCUACCGGUGGCUUCAACCAAGGAUACCAGCAACAGCCACAAGUGGACUGGGCAGGCAACCCGAUUGACCAAACCAUGCAGCAGCAGCAACAACAACAAACGGGCUACAUGGGGAACAUGUAUACAGGCUUCCAGAACCAGUCGACUGGCUAUCAGAAUGGAUUCUCGAAUGGACUUGGAACGCAAAACGGCUUUGAUCCUUAUGGCCAACAGCAGAUGCAGCCGCAGCCACCACAGCAAACUGGCUUCAAUCCUUAUGGCCAGCAGAAUGCCUUCUCUCCUCAACCACAACCUGAACCAUUGAUCCAAGCCAAUACGAACAAUCCUUGGGCAACCAAUAAUCAGCAAGCACAAGCUAUUAACUCCACACCAGCUGGCUCCAAUAAUCCCUUCGCACAAUCGUUUGGCCGACCUCAAACAACCUCAGCUGUGCAAUCAAAGCCAACACUGGCUACACUUCAAGAGCAACAGACAGCCACUUUUAACAACACUCCUUCAUACAAUCCUAUCACUUCUUUCACACCUCCGCCCAAAGAACAAGACCCCCACACUGCCAGACUCAACGCUCUCCUUUCGUCAGGUGAAGGCAUGGAUACCUUUGGCAACACUGGUAACCUCCGCAUUCCGGCCCAACACACCGCCCCUGGAACUUUUGUCAACAGUGCAGGAGCAGGUCUGGGACGGCUCACGGAACAACAGACAGGCACGAAUCCCUUCCUACAGAACCAGUAUACGGGUAUGCCCCAGACGUCAUAUGGCAACCAAUCUGGUGCUUUUGGUGCUGGUCGACAGGUUCCAGCGGCAACAGGUCCGGCGGGCAUGUCGAAUGGAUUUGGUGGUGGUUAUGGUGCACAGUCAGGUAAUCCUUUCGGGCAAAGACCUCAACAAGGAUCAGGCGGACAGGAUUUGAUACAAUUUUGA
Hyaloscypha bicolor E is the source of this 1677-nucleotide messenger RNA. Its product is annotated as ENTH-domain-containing protein. Gene Ontology annotation, molecular function: clathrin binding; phospholipid binding. Bases 1 to 1677 code for a protein of 558 amino acids. Gene Ontology annotation, cellular component: endosome; clathrin vesicle coat; plasma membrane. The record is from RefSeq and is a predicted model, not a curated record. The transcript has 4 exons. Gene Ontology annotation, biological process: actin filament organization; endocytosis. Lineage: Eukaryota; Fungi; Ascomycota; Leotiomycetes; Helotiales; Hyaloscyphaceae.